Molecule: messenger RNA, 1761 nt
Organism: Drosophila albomicans
Lineage: Eukaryota; Metazoa; Arthropoda; Insecta; Diptera; Drosophilidae
Product: glycoprotein-N-acetylgalactosamine 3-beta-galactosyltransferase 1-like
Exons: 4
Coding region: 709-1650 (313 amino acids)
Cellular component (GO): membrane
Molecular function (GO): N-acetylgalactosaminide beta-1,3-galactosyltransferase activity
Source: RefSeq, a predicted model, not a curated record
ACAUUAUGGUCACACUGGUUACAAGUCAAAAUUGAGCGAAGCGCGCAUGUACAAAAAAAGCGAGUCGCAAGUCUGUCAACGAUCGGCAAAGCGUGAAGUUCGCAUCGCGCAACGAAACUGUUUAUUUCAACCUCCAUAUAAGUAUGUAUACAAACAUACACCUGCAGCCGUGAGUUCGACAUUUAUUGCCUCCACUUUGUAUUCCUAACGAAUCCGCUAAGCUGUAAACUCUACGAAAAAUAAACAAAACAGACACACUCGCCACACGAACGUCACAUAAUUCUGCGCCUUCGCCGAGAAGACGUCGCUCGCUCUGCCGGCAGAAGCUUCGCUGAAAAACGUUAAAUAAUAAAUAAAAAACCAAACCGGCAUAUAGUGAGUGAAUUUACAAUUUAGCAAUUGCAAAUCGAAUUAAGUUAAAAAAGAGGCACAGUACGUGUGAGUAAACGUGAUCGAAGGAGACUGCGAAGAGUGAGGGAAGCAUAAUCUCUGUGCUUGAAGGUCAACCGCAUCUUACAAGUUUCGCCUUUGCGUACAUAGUAUGUGUGCAUACGUACAUACAUAUAUCGCUGCGUCAGUCCACAAGAAUGUGUUAAUUUGGUAUUUCAACAAAAACAACCGCAUCAACAACAACGUCAGCUGUCUGACGACACAAACAAUAAAUUUGCAUAAAAAAGUAAACAAACGCCCAGCAAGCUAAGCCAUAAUAUGAAGAUCUUCCGACCGCAACACAAGGUAAACAACAAUUGGGAAUUGUUGUUGAUGCUGCUCUUUGGUUUGAUCUGUGGCGCCUGCCUCUCGACGCUCCUGCAACGUGCUCGCAAAUCAACCGAUCCCACCUAUAGUCAAUAUCCAGCCCCUGAAGAUUUCACAUCCUCUCAAUCCGUUUCCACAUCCAUUUCGAAUGCAACAACUCGUAUACUCUGCAUGAUUGUGAGCAGUUCGCUGCAAUCUCGUGCUCUGCACAUAGAACGCACUUGGGGCAGACGUUGCCACAAACUGCUGUUCAUGGGGAAUCCGGCUGACAACACUGCGAAGCUGAGAGAGCGACACACCAAUUCGUGGACCAAGACACGUGCCCACCUGCAGCAUGUGUAUCAGCAUUAUUACGAUGACUACGAUUGGUUUCUCAAGGUGCCGGAUGAUACCUAUGUGAUUAUGGAGAACUUGCAGCAUUUCUUGGCAAGUCAUUCACCAGAGUCGCCCAUUUAUUUUGGCAGCAAUGACUGGGAGCAGUCUAAGCAGGGCUUCGUCUCUGGAGCUGCUGGCUAUGUGUUCAGUAAAGCGGCGCUGCACCGUUUCAUCAAUUUGGGGCACGGCAAUGGCAACCUUUGCAGUAAUCGUAGCUAUGGCAUUGAUCAUGUGGAAUUGUCGCGAUGUCUGCGAAAUGCGGGCGUCAUAGCUGGAGAUUCUCGUGAUGAGGAUGGUCUACUCCGAUUCCUACCAGUUCCACCAUAUAAAUCACACGGACUUUUGUCGAGUUCUGCGAUAUCAUUUCACUAUAGUAAUGUUGAAGAUUUCUACAUGCUGGAUUAUGUUAUCUACCAGCUGCACCCCUUUGGUUUAAGUCGCGACCCACCUCAGCAUCAGUUGAAAGUAAUUCCACAAAAGUGGCCAAUUGAAUUGGCGAAUAUCAGUCAACUUCAUUAGUUGUCGUUGAGAAAGGGAGUGCCAUGAGAUUGAAGCUGAUAUACUGCUGGAAACAAUGCCAAAGACAAUUACUAUUCAGUACGUUUAGUUAUAUUUUGAUCAAUUUGUUGA